AAGUGAACGAAGGCCAUUAUAUUUGUUUUUGUUAUAUGCUUCGACGUGAUUCUUUGUAACAACUCAAAAUCGGCACAUCUAACUUAUUUGACCAGACGCACGUCGUCGGGAAUGUCGGAGUUUGAGGGAGAGGCCACACCAGGUAAAGGCAAAACUCCGAUAAGUUACCUGCAGGAGAUAUGCACGAAGAAAGGUCACACCCCGCAGUACGACCUGGUUGCCAAUGAGGGUGCCGUUCAUGAGCCUUUGUUUGUCUUUAAGGUCAUUGCAGGAGAUGUCACAGGAACUGGCAAAGGACCUAGCAAGAAGAAAGCCAAGCACAAUGCUGCUAUAUCUGCUUUGAGUCAGUUGCUUGACUGCGCUGAUGUCAAUCAGUUGGCCUCCAUCAUUUCUAACAUGUCCAACAGUGACCAGCCACAAUCCAUUAAACCUCAAGUCCUCAUUGACACUGGGGACAAUGCCGAGGGGAAUCCAGUAGGGGAACUUCAGGAAAUGAUGCAGAAGAAGAUGUGGCCCCCUCCCGUUUAUGAGUACACCAGCGAGCAGGGCCCUCCACAUGCUAGGGAGUUCGUUUGCACUGUCAGUCUCUUCAAUUUUACUGAACAAGCUGUUGGAAAAUCAAAAAAGUUGGCUAAAAGAAAUGCAGCUACCGUGAUGCUGGAGAAAGUGCGACAGGGUCUCGUGAAGCCAGUAGAAAACUUUUCAACUUUUAAAAUUGAAGAUCAGGAUUUAGACCCACUCAACAAGAAAUCACCACUUAAUGACUCCUCAACAACAUCGGCAGCAACAACAUCAACAACAAAGGACGACAAUUUUUCAAAAAGUGAGAACGCAACAGAAAAGAGGAAAACCAGCUCGAUGUUCCUCAACACAAAAAAAAACAAACCAAGCACUGUCUUGGAGAACCUUUACAAAUUACAUUCAAGUUCUGAUGAAAAUCAAAAUGGUGAUUUUGAUGAUGAGGAUAUCAGUUUUGAGAAUGAUGGUGAUGAUGCAAGAGAGCUGAUUGGAAACGGUGUCAAAGACCCAUGCAGCAUGCGAGCAACAACCAUCCAGCCAGCCAGCAAGUUCAAGAACAAGUGGAUGUCGUUGCUGUGUGACUUGUCAGUCGAACAAAAAUUCCUCAUCACAUUUCAUGAUCUACCCUACACAACGGACAAAGGAAUAUACCAAUGCAUAGUGCACCUGUCAACAGUUCCUCCUGUGGUCUCGCAUGGUUCUGGCUCCCUCAGAUCAAAAGCUCGAGUACAAGCUGUCAAAAAUUCAUUAAAUAACAUUGUCACACUAACAAAAAAGAUGUUUUGAUUUGUUGUGCGGUUGUUGUUGCGUCUUUGUGUUGCUGUAAUGUUGUGUGGUUGUAUCAUUCUGUUGUGUAUUUGUGCUGUUGUUGUUGUAUUGUAUAUUUGUGUUGUUGUGUUGUAUCGUUUUGUUGUUCGUGUGCUACAAUUCAAUCAAUUAUUGUCUAGUCUGCAAAGGUUGAUCGCAUUGGAAAUUAAUUUUAUAAUUUUUUUUUGUUUUAAUUUAUAAAAAAAUGGACAACGCUAUGAACUUUUUUACUUAUACAAUUAGCUUUAUUUUUUCAUUUUAAUAUAAUUUCAAUUAAAAUCCAAACAAAAAUCAUGAAAUUAAAUUUUCAAAUAAAUAUGAAGAAAAAAAGGUUUCUGCGCGACUUACAAAAAAAAAAAAAAAAAA
Molecule: messenger RNA, 1692 nt
Organism: Helobdella robusta
Lineage: Eukaryota; Metazoa; Annelida; Clitellata; Rhynchobdellida; Glossiphoniidae
Exons: 9
Coding region: 112-1305 (397 amino acids)
Source: RefSeq, a predicted model, not a curated record